UUCGUAAGCUACACUUGCGGCGCAUGCGUCGUUCAAUUCACUCCGAAAACACUAAAAUGAUGAGAGUUUGAGAAGCACUCGUAGGGAGCCAGCGUGGCGUAGUGUUUUGCGUGCUGAAUUCAUGACUCUGGAGGCCGGGGUUCGAAUCCCAGUUGGGGGAUGAAAAAAACCUUCUUAGUGAGUGUCACUCUAAGGACUUAACGUCAGGGGGAAGCCUUUAUCGCACUUUAACUGCCAUGGCAACAUGGAGUCUUGGGAUUGGUAGUUUAGGACGCUCUGGCGUUCCGCCACUCUUCAGUUCUAUGGUAAGGCGGACUUCCGGUAGUCUACCAAGGAGCCAGGAAGAAGGAAGGCCAAGAAGCUCAAAGCUAUCAUUUUAGCUUUGUGGCCAGCCCCACUCUGUGUCAGUAUGAAUCAUGGGCCCCAGCUGAUUGCCUUCACUCGUGCUCAGGAGGAAUCGGAUCUUUGGAGAGAUGGACAAGUCCAGAAGAAAAGCAGCAGAGGCUCCUCUGUGACUAACCAGGAGGAACAGAGUGUACCUGGAGAAGCAGUGCGCAGUUUCUAUGAGAACCUGGUGCUCCCCAAUGGUCCUGGGAAACCCUUGCACAGGAAACGGAAGGUGCCACGUACACUCCACCGGCCAACAGUAGACACUCCUCAUGUUCAGUGUAAAGUGACAGACUCCCGUCUAGGGAAUCGGCUCCUGAAGGCUGCCCAGGAUGGCAACCUGAGUUCUCUGAGGACCUUGAUAGAGAAAGAAUGUUGCGACGUAAACUACCGAGAUAGUUAUUACUGGACAGCUAUCAUGUGUGCUGCUUAUGCUGGCCAUGAUGAAGCCGUCAAGUAUCUUCUGAGUUGUGGGGCUGCCUGGGUGGGGGUCUGUGAGAGACAAGGUCGAGAUGCAAUGGAUCUGGCGGAAGAAGCAGGCCACGAGAAUGUAGUGGAUGUGCUACAAAACAGUGGAAGACCUCAAGUGAAGGAGGAACCAACCAGUCCCCAGACACCACCUGAGAAAAAAUACUGUGCUGUGUGCCAGGCCCACUACAGUGAAGAUACGGUGGCUCUCCAUGAGCGUUCGACUGCCCAUCUUUUCAAUCGGCAUGACCCACUGCCCCCCACGCGCUACCACAUCCCUGAGAACAACGUGGGCUACCAGCUGAUGGUCAAAGGAGGCUGGGAUCAGGAAACGGGUUUGGGGCCUGAGGGUGCUGGUCGCAGAUUCCCCAUCCAGACUGUGCUCAAGCGUGAUCAGAGAGGCCUGGGCUUUGGCAGCGACCUCAAGCCCAAGGUGACCCACUUUGAUGCCAAUGAUCCCAGUGCGGUUGAGACCAGGAAGGAACGACCCAGGAAAGAACGGGCAGCAACUGUGGGGAAACGAGAGGCCCGGCGCCGGGAAGCAAAGGCAGUUGCCUGGGAACGCAACCUCCGCACUUACAUGAACAUUGACUUCUGAACUCUCCUUCGAUUGUGGAUUAGCUGGUUAGCUACAUGUCAGCAAAUUCCUUAUUGAGCAUCAUUGGGAAAGAGUUCUAAAAUAAAGCUGCAUUUGGAAUACA
This is a messenger RNA of Anolis carolinensis (green anole), 1556 nucleotides long. It is a transcript of the gene gpank1, whose product is annotated as G-patch domain and ankyrin repeats 1. Gene Ontology annotation, molecular function: nucleic acid binding; protein binding. The transcript is spliced from 3 exons. The coding region runs from base 410 to 1453 and encodes 347 amino acids. NCBI's taxonomy places the organism in Eukaryota, Metazoa, Chordata, Lepidosauria, Squamata, Anolidae. The record is from RefSeq and is a predicted model, not a curated record.